Aspergillus bombycis is the source of this 984-nucleotide messenger RNA. Its product is annotated as NAD(P)-dependent oxidoreductase. The record is from RefSeq and is a predicted model, not a curated record. The coding region runs from base 1 to 984 and encodes 327 amino acids. Gene Ontology annotation, molecular function: NADP binding; NAD binding; oxidoreductase activity, acting on the CH-OH group of donors, NAD or NADP as acceptor. The transcript has 4 exons. Lineage: Eukaryota; Fungi; Ascomycota; Eurotiomycetes; Eurotiales; Aspergillaceae.
AUGACUCGCAUCGGCUGGUAUGGCCUAGGCUCCAUGGGCCUAGCCAUGGCCACCAAUCUCCAAAGGCACCUAGCGACCAAAAACGCCAUGAAUCUAAUCUACUCGAACCGGACAAUGGCACGCGGUGACCCUCUCAAAACCCUCGGUGCCACCCCAGAGACCAGCUUCGCCAAACUAGUCGCUCAAUGCGGGAUCAUCUUCACCAUGGUGCGUACAACUAAAAUAAUCGCAUUCCAUAAAGCUAACACGAAAAAGGUCUCCAACGACGCAGUCCUCCAACAACUAAUCACAUCCGCCAUUGGAUCCGGACACUCUCUCCGCGAUAAGAUCUUCGUAGACUGCUCGACCGUCCACCCCGAAACGGUGGGUCUAACUGUCUCCAAACUGAGAGAACAGCAAGCGUCUUUCCUGGCGGCACCUGUGUUUGGCGGCAAUCCAAUCGCAGUGGAUGGAAAGCUCGUCUUUGCCAUUGCCGGGCCGAAGAAGGCCUCGGAGGUGGUCAAGCCGUUGAUUCAGGGUGUUAUGGGUCGCAAGGUUAUUGAUUGUGGUGAGGAUGCGACUAAGUCUUCGCUUUUGAAAAUUGCUGGUAAUAUCGUCACCGUAAAUAUGAUGGAAGCUGUCGGAGAAGCCCAAGUUUUCGCCGAGCGUACUGGAUUAGGCACUGGUCCGAUGGAAGAGCUCAUCGGGGAAGCUUUUGGCGCCGUGGCUGGUGGAUAUUCGAAGAGAUUGACGACCGGUGCUUAUGCGCCGCCGCUGGAAUCUCGGCCUGGGUUUGGUGUGUCUCUUGCUAUUAAGGAUGCGAACCAUGCAUUUGCCAUGGCGAAGGAACAUAAUGUUGAGCUUCCCGGUCUGAAGGUCGCGCAUGAGAACAUGGUGGCUGCGAGGGAGUAUGCUGGUGAGUGUCUGGAUAGCAGUUCAAUGUACGGCGUUCUGCGCCAGAAGGCAGGAAUGGCUUUCUGGAAUGAGAAGAGUCGCAAGGAGUAA